AUGUCUUCCCAGCAGUACCCUUUGCGCCAGUCCGGCAUCUACCGCAACUUGCCACAAUUUGAUCCAUCAAUCAAGGGCCUCAGCGCCAUCAUUUGUGGUGCAAGCGGCAUCUCGGGUUUUAACACGCUCAGGGCCUUGCUUGACUCACCCGAGCGUUGGUCGACCAUCUACACACUCUCCAGAAGCCCACUACCGCCAAAACAGCUCGACUUCAUUGAGCCCUCCUUGCGAUCCCGCAUCAAGCAUGUCAGCGUGGAUCUGACUCAAUCUGCCGACCAGGUCAAGGACUCUCUUGUCCAGGCUGGGGUUCAGGCUGAUUAUGUAUUCUUUUAUGCCUACCUUCAGCCUUCAUCAUCCGAAAGCGGUAUGAGUACCUCGAUGGCUCAAGGUCUAUAUGAUCUGAAUGUGCCCAUGUUUGACAACUUCAUCACUGGCCUGGAGCUUGCCAACAUCGAACCUAAGCGCAUUCUUCUUCAGACUGGUGGUAAGAACUAUGGGAUGCACAUUGGGCGCGUACGUACACCGGUCGUUGAGUCUGAUCCUCAGCCGCGACACCUGCAAACCAACUUUUACUACGCGCAACAGGAUCGCCUCCUCAAGUUCUGUGACAAUCACCCAAAUACCAAAUGGAACAUGAUCUUUCCUUGCGGUAUCAUUGGCACUGCCACGAAUGCCCAGAUCAACACAUUCUAUGGCUUCGGCGCUUAUGCUGCUAUUCAGGCUCACAAGAAAGAGCCUUUGAGGUUUGGAGGGAACUUCGAUUCCUGGCAGUUCGGGGCCUGUCACUCCACGGCAAUCCUGACCGGCUUCCUUAGCGAGUGGGCCGUUCUGGAGGAGACAUGUGCCAAUCAGGCCUUCAACGCCCAGGACGGUGCAGGUUUGUCCUGGGAUCGCUUCUUUUCGGAAUUGGCUCGCUGGUACGGAGUCGAGAAAGGCGUGAUCGGCCCGGAGGAGGAAGCAAGCAAGUUCAAGGUGACCAAGUUCGCCGGUGGGAAGGAUGCUCCCUUGGGAUAUGGCCCUCCUCUGACAUUGCCCUUGACUUUCAGCUUGAAAGACUGGUUUGCCGAGACAGACAACAAGGACCACUGGAAGAAACUAAUGGCGGCGUCGGACGGCCAACUCACAUACGACAUAACUGAAGAUUCCCCAAGUGUGUUUGUGGGGGAUUUCGCCUAUUUGAAUUUUGGAACCCCGGCGGCGAAUAAGGCGCGCAUGUUUGGAUGGAACGGGUUUGUGGAUUCUUUGGAGAGUAUUUUUGAAAUGUUUCAAGAACUAGCAAAGAUGGGAAUGCUUCCUCCAAUGGAGGUUGAGAAGGCGCGAGCACUAGUUUAG
Messenger RNA from Fusarium sp. VM40, 1332 nucleotides. The record is from the annotation of a GenBank genome assembly. NCBI's taxonomy places the organism in Eukaryota, Fungi, Ascomycota, Sordariomycetes, Hypocreales, Nectriaceae.